Messenger RNA from Corylus avellana, 4669 nucleotides. Its product is annotated as ABC transporter C family member 10. Gene Ontology annotation, cellular component: membrane. Gene Ontology annotation, biological process: transmembrane transport. NCBI's taxonomy places the organism in Eukaryota, Viridiplantae, Streptophyta, Magnoliopsida, Fagales, Betulaceae. Gene Ontology annotation, molecular function: ATP hydrolysis activity; ABC-type transporter activity; ATP binding. The record is from RefSeq and is a predicted model, not a curated record.
GAGAUUAGCCAUGGCAAACAGUUUCUGGAGAGUGUUCUGUGGGAAUUCUGAGUGUUCAAGUGAAGUUGCGAAGAGAUGCAACUAUGGUUUUCUAUUCAUAAUCGACCCAAAUACAUGCAUCAACAGUUGUUUGGUCAUGUCUUUUGAUUUCCUGCUUCUGCUCAUUCUCAUAUCUAUCUUCAUCUCAAGGAAAAUUAUAGCACACUCACAGUUUGAUCACUUCCCUCCAGUUGUGAUUUGCUCAGCCAUUUUUAAUGGUGGUCUUGCUUUGGCUUACUUGGGAUCCGGGAUUUGGAUAUGUUAUGAGCAACAGAAGGCAAAGAGAACCAUUUUACCAUUGCAUGGAUGGCUAGUAAUGCUAUCCCAAGGGUUCACAUGGUUGCUGCUGGAUUUUACAUUACUUAUUGGCAAUCUACACCUCCGACACAUAACAACUGCGAAGCUUUGUUCAACUGUCAUCUUCUUCUUUGCAGGUUUCCUCUGCUUUUCAUCUAUUUGGACCAUUAUUGUGAACAAAACAUCAUCUAUUGAGAUGGUACUGGAAAUAUUAUCCUUUCCGGGAGCAUUCCUGUUGCUCUUCUGUAUUUUGCAGGCACAGACGUAUGUGGAAACUGAAACAGACUUGAGUCAAGUGGCUUCAUAUGCACCUUUGCAAGGUGAAAAAGCCAAUUAUGCCACAUGUGAAGAGUAUUCUAAUGAAAAUGUCACACCUUUUGCCAAAGCUGGAUUUCUUAGUACCAUGUCAUUUUGGUGGAUGAAUCCAUUAAUGAAGCAGGGGAAGAAGAAAAUUCUUGAGGAAAAUGUCAUUCCACAGUUGCGGCAGGCAGACUGUGCACAAACAUGCUACUUAAUGUUUAAGGAGCAACUAAACAAACGAAAACAAAAAGGAACAUGUGAAUCCCCUUCAAUGUUGUCUGUACUUUUUUCCUGCCAGAAAAAAGAGAUUAUAAUUUCUGGGUUAUUUGCAUUGAUCAAGGUCCUCACAGUAUCCUCUGGUCCAAUGUUUCUUAAAGCAUUCAUUGAGGUUGCUGAAGGUGAAGAAGCUUUUAGAUAUGAGGGUUAUGCACUUGCUGGAGGGCUCUUCCUGGCAAAGUGUUUGGAAUCAUUCUCCGAGAGACAAUGGUUCUUUAGAACCAGAUUGAUUGGGCUGCAAGUAAGAUCCUUCCUGUCUGCAGCUAUUUAUCAGAAACAACUAAGACUCUCAAAUGCUGCUAAGGUGACUCAUUCUCCUGGUAUGAUAAUGAACUAUGUCACUGUAGAUGCCAAUAGAAUAGGGGAAUUCCCAUGUUGGUUUCAUCAGAUUUGGUCAACAUGCCUUCAGCUGUGUCUUGCAUUAGUGAUUGUCUACCAUUCUGUGGGGCUAGCAACUGUUGCAGCUUUACUUGCAAUCAUACUGACGGUGCUUGCAAGUUCUCCAUUAGCCAAAUUGCAGUAUAAAUAUCAGACAAAGCUCAUGGGAUCACGAGAUAAGAGGCUGAAGGCCAUUGCAGAAGCUCUUGCAAAUAUGAAGGUCUUGAAGUUGUAUGCUUGGGAGAAACAUUUUGAUAAUGUCAUACAAGUGUUAAGGAAAGAAGAAUCCAAGUGGAUACUAUCAGUUUCAUCACAAAAGGGGUUCCAGCUGAUAUUGUUUUGGUCGUCUACCAUUUUAGUGUCGGCAGUCACCUUUUGGUCUUGCUACUUCCUUGGAAUUCCACUCACUACUAGUAAUGUAUUCAUGUUCCUAGGAAGUCUGCGUAUUGUUCAGGAGCCUAUUAGGAUGAUCCCCGAUGUUGCUGGAAUUUUCAUUGAAGCAAAUGUUUCGUUAGCUCGGAUUGAAAAGUUUCUGAUGGCGCCAGAGUUAGAGAACAGAAAUACAAGUCCAGUGUGCAAAGGGAAGGAGCUUGAUCAGUCCAUAUUUAUCAGUGACACUGAAAUAUCGUGGGAGACUAAUUCUUCAAAUGGCACACUAAGAAACAUAAAUUUGGUGGUGAAACCAGGAGAAAAGGUAGCUAUUUGUGGAGAGGUUGGAUCAGGUAAAUCAACCCUUUUAGCUGCAAUUCUUGGAGAGGUGCCAAACGUCAAAGGCAUAGUUAAUGUUUAUGGAAAGAAAGCAUAUGUUUCUCAGACAUGUUGGAUCCAGACAGGGUCUAUACGAGAAAACAUUCUAUUUGGGUCUCCCAUGGAUGCGCUUAGAUACAAAGAUGUUCUUAGAAGAUGUUCCCUAAUAAAGGACCUCGAGAUGCUUCCAUUUGGAGAUCUCACAGAAAUAGGAGAAAGAGGUGUUACUCUGAGCGGUGGACAAAAGCAGCGGGUUCAACUUGCACGUGCACUCUAUCAGGAUGCAGAUGUAUAUCUCUUGGAUGAUCCAUUCAGUGCAGUUGAUGCACAUACAGCAACCAAUCUAUUUAAUGAAUAUGUCAUGGAAGGUCUAUCUAGGAAGACAGUCUUGUUGGUGACUCAUCAAGUGGACUUCCUUCCUGCAUUUGAUUCUGUUUUGUUUAUGACUGAAGGGAAAAUCCUAAGGGCUUCUACAUAUGAUCAGUUGCUGGCUUCCAGUCAAGAAUUUCAAAAUCUUGUCAAUGCACACAAUGACAGUGUUGGUUCUGAUAGACAAGCCAAAUAUGCUUCUUCUGAAAAAUCUAAAACCUCGAAAAGUGAGAUCCAGAGAAAUUACAGUGAGAAGCAGUUAAUAUCAUCUUCAGGAGAUCAAUUGAUUCAGCAGGAAGAAAGAGAAAUAGGAGACACUGGCUUCAAGCCUUACAUACAAUAUCUGAACCAUAACAAAGGCUUUUUAUACUUCUCCUUGACAAUGAUAUGUCAUGCCAUAUUCAUAGUUGGUCAAAUUAUACAAAACUACUGGUUGGCUGCUCACAUCCAGGAUCCUCAUGUAACUAGAGUAAAACUGCUCGCAGUUUUCUCUAUCAUUGGGUGUAUCCUAGUACUCAUUUUGCUUAUUAGAUCCUUUUUCCUAGUUCUUGUAGGCUAUGGUGCUUCAAACUUAAUUUUUUCCACACUUAUGACCUCUCUUAUCCGCGCGCCAAUGUCCUUUUAUGAUUCAACGCCUCUGGGAAGAAUUCUCAGCAGGGUUUCAUCUGAUUUGAGUGCUGUUGACCUUGAUGUGGCUUUCAAAUUGAGUACUGCAGUUGGCUCAUUUAUGGUUGCAUACUCUGGCUAUGGAAUAUUAGCUACCUUAACCUGGCCAGCCUUGUUUGUCAUCGUUCCCAUGGUUUACCUGACUGCACUCUUGCAGAGAUACUACUUUGCUUCUGCAAAAGAGUUAAUGCGAACGGACGGCACAACCAAGUCUUUAAUUGCAAGCCACCUUGCUGAAUCCAUCGCUGGAGCCAUGACAAUUAGAGCUUUUGGGGAGGAAGAGCAGUUCUUCUUAAAGUACUUGAACCUUAUUGACAGAAACGCCAGACCAUUCUUCCAUUGUUUUUCAGCAAAUGCCUGGUUGAUCCAACGCCUGGAAAUUCUAUGUGCAAUUGUUCUCUCAUUCUCAGCACUUGCCAUAACUUUGCUUGGGCUUGGAGCUUCUGCCUCUGGGUUUAUUGGGAUGGCACUUUCAUAUGGUCUUUCAUUAAAUGUAAAUGUCGUUUAUGCUGUUCAAACCUGGUGCUUGGUAGAAAAUCUCAUUACUUCUGUAGAAAGGCUUGAACAAUACAUGCAUAUUCCUAGUGAAGCUGCUCAAGUAAUUGAAGGUCACCGGCCCAUGCAGAAUUGGCCUAUUGUUGGUGAAGUGAAGAUAUGUGAUUUAAAGGUAAGGUAUCGGCCCAAUGCUCCAUUAGUUCUUCAGGGGAUAAGUUGCAUAUUCGAAGGAGGGCAGAAAAUUGGGAUUGUUGGGCGGACUGGCAGUGGAAAAACAACUCUUAUUAGUGCUUUGUUUCGUCUGGUGGAGCCAACAGAGGGAAGGAUCAUUAUAGAUGAUGUUGACAUUUCUUCAAUUGGGCUUCAUGAUCUAAGAUCACGUUUAGGAAUCAUACCACAAGAUCCAACACUCUUCAGUGGGUCUGUCAGAUACAAUCUAGACCCCUUGUCAGAGCAUACUGAUCAAGAGAUAUGGGAGGUUCUAGAAAAAUGUCAGCUUCGAGAGACAAUCUGUGAAAAAGAGGAAGGCUUGAAUUGCUUAGUAAUGGAAGAUGGAUCAAACUGGAGCUUGGGGCAGAGACAAUUGUUUUGUUUGGGGCGUGCAUUGCUCAAGAGAAGCCAGAUUCUAGUGCUUGAUGAGGCCACUGCCUCCAUUGAUAAUUCAACAGACUCCAUCAUCCAGAAUACUUUGCGGACAGAAUUCUUAACCUGCACAGUCAUAACUGUUGCCCACCGGAUUCCAACUGUCAUGGACUGUUCUAAGGUUCUUGCUAUGAGUGAUGGAAAAAUAGUGGAGUAUGAUGAGCCAUCAAAGCUGAUGAACAAUGGUGCCUCGCUCUUUGGGCAGCUUGUCAAGGAGUACUGGUCUCGUUCUUCAAAUGCCACCAUUUGAUCCCAAGAUUGCUACUCGAUGUAACAACUCAAUAUUAUUAAAAUUAAAUAAAUAAAUAAGGGUGUGUUCAGUCCCCUCAAUGAUUGUCUAGCAUGACGUAGUUGGAGAUAAUUAAGCUUGAUUCAAGCCUUAUCGUAAUCAUGAUUGUCAUUAUUGUUGUGAUUACUAUUUUUAUUAUAAAAAUAGAUAGUGGGAAGCCUUUUACAAUUA